Molecule: messenger RNA, 852 nt
Organism: Neurospora tetraspora
Lineage: Eukaryota; Fungi; Ascomycota; Sordariomycetes; Sordariales; Sordariaceae
Exons: 2
Coding region: 1-852 (283 amino acids)
Source: RefSeq, a predicted model, not a curated record
AUGAGGGUGCCAUACCGAAGCAGUACAUCGCCGCAGACGCUGCCACGCACAGGUGGCUCAAAUGAAAGCGACCAGACAAGAAAGGACACCAUCUACAUCUUAUAUGUCUCCAGAUUUGGCUCCAAUAUUUCGCCCCAUUCCCUAGGCCACCAUUUCGACGUCUCCACCCACGAGCCGGGCGCUAUUGCCACGGUAUCAGCUCGAUUCCUCUCUGUUCUGACCGGAAAGCCCGUUGAAGAAUAUGUGGCAAUGGGAAGCAGGGAGGAAUGCCUUUUCAAUAUUGAGUGGGAGUUUCCAGAGUACAAGGGCCUUCCCAAAGCUACGACCCGGCAUCUCCUCAAGACGGAAUCCACCUCGGAUAUCAGUUUCAGCGGCGGCCUGGACUGGGUCAAGAAAUUGUUGGAGCAGUCAGUCAUCAGUUCUCGCGACUGGACGACGACUCUCACGAGGACGACAAUAACACAGCCGUUUCCGGAUUUCCCGUUCGUUGUCAGCUAUGAACCAAGGACGAAGAAAGACCAUGGUGACGGCCAGACGUCAGUCUACUCGGAAGCCCCAUCAGCCACCACAUCAACGACAGCAGCAAGUACCGAUAUCCCCUCAAACUCAUCGGAGAUGCAAAAUCAGAAUCAGAAUCAGACCCAACAUGAAUUCGAGCCAGAGAUCGAGGCGCUCAAACAACAAUGGAAGCAGGCCAAAGCUUUCUACGCACGCACCGGAGAUAUGAGUGAGAUGGGGGCUGUUAUGGCGCGGGGGAAUAUCAUCCUGGGGCUAUUGAGCCGAACGGGCGGGCGAGGUUCUGAGGGGUGCAACUGUUCUCUUCUAUCGUUGCGUUCUAUUUUUUAUAAUUGA